AUGAAGGUUGUAGGAAAGGGUGGUGUGAUGACGGGCACUCGUCGCAGUUUAGCCACAGAUGCAAAGUAUUCGCCACCAAAGCGACCAGCCCAGUCUACAACUCCUCCAAGGUCGAUGAAGAAGCGAAAAAGGCCGGCUGAAGCAGAAGUGGUUGCAGACAUUCCGGCCGAUGGACAACAAGCAUCAGCGCCUGAGCCGGCACUUUCAUCUCGACCAAAGAGAACAAUCAGAAAAAGCGUUCUGCUUACAGAUUAUGAGGUUAUGUUACCAAGUGCUGUGAAAGAAGAACCUGAAGAUGAAGAAGAAGUCGCUGAACAUCCACAGAACCAGGUUGUUCAAGAAGUGGAAGAACAGUUCGUUGACAUCGAAUCAGCUCCAGAAGAUGAAGAAUUGAAUGCAAGGGUAAAGGCUGAAGAACAUACGCCAAUCAUACAGCGGAAGCCGCAGCCGCGUCGAACAGGGAUCACACCACCGUCUGUUCCGCCUCCUCCUUAUAUUGAGCCAGAGGAACCCAUCGAAGGAGAGGUUGACAUAGAAGGCAUAGAACUUAUGGGUCAUGAAGGAGAUGGAAUGGUGACGUUGGCUGACGCUAUUGAUGUUGCUUUGGAGGAAGAAGUGUCUGGCGGGGAAGAGGACGAUCAGCCACCUAUGCUGGAGAAGAGCGCUGAGAGAAAGCGUCCACGUGGCAGGCCACGUAAGCAUAUGGCUGGCACUGCGAUUAUCCAACGUGGACGUACGGGACGACUUGUGCCGCUGCCCAGGUCACGUUACGUAGCUGACAAAGCCAUUAGCAAAGGAGAAGCCGACAAAAUCAACAAUUACAACAUCAAAUUGUUCGAAAAUGAAGUGGGAGUGACAGAGUUUGGUGAUCGCUACGCUACUGUGAUCCCUGGUUGCCUCAGCUAUUUGCUACGAAAAGAGCGCAUAGUGGAGUUGUUGACAGAACCGGCUGAUAUCGAUGCUAUUCGUGAUCAAGGAUGGAUGUCUACAAAACCUCCGAGGUUACCUCCUCUAGUAUCAACAAAGGCAUGCUUUGCAUUCUACGUGGAGGGAUCGACAGUAAGCUCCGUAAGAGAGUUAUCGAGCGAUGAGUUGAAGCCAUGGACUACAACAGAUCCUGUAGAGGGUGAACCGACGAUAAAGCCAAAUGUUCGAAAACAUGCCGUCACCAGAGAGGAUGGUCGUUUAAUUCCAUGCAAAGGAGAUGGCCGAAGCUCAGAAUUCCAUCUCACUGAGUAUAGUGCAUGGCUUCCGAGGUUGCUUAGGCUUAGGAAGAAAAUAUUUUAUGUGGCCCGGCAAACUGGGCAAAUUGUUGGAAAUGUGCUGAUUUUGUACGACUUCACUAUGCCCGGAGAAAUACCGUCGAUUAUGAAUAUUGCACAUGGCAAUGAUGCACUGAGGGACAUGCAGCAGAUGGAUUUGUCCAUGGAGCUGCCUGUAGCAGAUGCGGAUAAUCCGUUCGUCGAAGGAGUCGUGCCUGGUGUCCGUGGAGAAAAAUUCUUAAAAGUGCAUCCAUCAAAAGUUGGUUGGGUCAACAACAAAACACUUCUUUUGAAGUACUUAAUAAACGAUCCUACAUUCUUGGAUGAAGCUGGUUAUCUUAACACCCAUGUACCGUUUCUUCCACCAAUGAUUGAGGGUCGAGGGGUUUUUGUGCAUUUUGCGCCCGCUACUCUCGUGUCUGACCAUAUUCACCACACAGGUGAUGGCUUAUCACCAUGGACCUUCCAAGGAGCAUCUAUGCACAAUCGUGUUCGAACAGUAAAGCGAGCGUUGAUGCAAGAUUCGGAAGGUAUAUUUCGCUUAACAAAACAAGACUGGCAACAGACCGGGCUAGCACUGGUGGAGACGAUCACAGUGUUGGCCAGGUGCCCGCGGCUGAGGAAAAGAGUAGUCUUCAUCCAACGGAACAACCGCAUGGUUCUCGGAAUUGUGUGCUUCAUGUAUGAGUACAUCAGAGAGGGUCCAUUGCCAGAAGUGCUUCGCGACAAUUCCAUCACAGUCCCAGGACCGCCAAUUUCUGCUCGACCAGCAGUUCUACUGUCACAUGAAAAGCCUCCUCCGGCAGAUUCUCAUGGCAAUAACAGUGUCGUUGAGGAUUUUGUAGAUGUGGAGGAAAUCGUUGAAGGUGCUGAUGAGAAUGAUAUGUCCAUGAACGGAGCUCAGAGUGAGUUCGAAGAGAUGCACGAAGACUGCCUGGAUGGUGGUUGGGAUGGUGAUUUUGAUGAAGAUCUUCUUGCUUCACAGGAGAAUUCGGAUCCGUUCAUUGAUGGAGUCCGUGAGUUAGAAAGUGGGCAUGUGUACCUAACUGUGAGGCAUAAGAGGCUAGCAGGCAAUUUGGACACAAUUCUACAAUACAUAGCUAAUACUAACUUCGUCGAGAACCAUGACAUUUUGAACAGUUCGAAGCCUCAACACCCUCCACUUGUGCGGAAUGCUCGAGCGUAUGCUUUUUUCGUAGCAGGCAAUAUAGUUUAUCCUCACGAUAUCAAUAGGGACGAUUUCUCGCCAUGGUCAGGAAAUGGGACACCCGAAAACCCUACUUGCUACCGUACUAAGGUUCGCAAGUUUCCUGUGGUAACAGAUGAAGUUACUGGGCUGUUUCGAAUAGGGCAAGGAGAUUAUCGUAACAGUCCCUACCAUUUGGUCCAUUUAUACAGUAUACAUCCCAAGGAGACUCGUCUCAGGAAGAAGAUUGCCUAUCUUAUGGAAACUGAAACACGCACUAUUAUCAGUCAUGUGAUGAUCAUGUAUGAUUACCACACAGAAGGACCGGUCCCACGAAUUCGAGGUCCAUAUUCGAAGCGUUUCAUGCGUCAGAAACCACGCCGACCACCGAUUGAUAUGUCCGACUCACUUGACGACGUCUCUGAUAUAUCAGAAUCAGAAAAGGAGAGUCCAUUUGGUUUGGGUCCGCAGCAAGCUGAGGAUGGUUCUAUAUUUUUGGAUCUUACUGAUAUGGAGUUUCUGAAUGAUCGGAAUCGUCAGUUACACUACCUCAUCAAUAAGCCUCGCCUGUUAGAAAAUCUGGCCUGUUUGAACACUCGAGUCCCAAUGUUUCCUCCAAUGACGACUCAGAGAGGCACAUUUGUUUUCUUUAUUGAUGGUGGAGAGGUUGACAUCCGAAACCUCACGUGCGAUGCAUUAUCACCAUGGUCGGAAAGUUUACACAUGAGUGACGGGUCGAUUAUGUGUCGGCGACCAAAAACCAGUAAGAUUUCUUUGGGGCUGAAUCGGGAGGGACAUUUACGAGUUAUGAAAAUGUCACGGUCUCAAGGGACCGAUUAUCUGAUGCACAUUUAUGCAGCCACAUUGCCGAGGUUACCACGUCUCAAGAAAAGGGUAAUAUAUUUAACAAAAGGAGGCAUGCAGAUCGGUCAUUCUAUGAUUGUAUAUUGGUAUACUGAAGAUGGAGCACUACCGACACAGGUUCCGCACGGAAACAGCAUCACUUCUGAAGCUUUGUACACUCGACUUCCGCCUUCUGUACGUGAUGAGGCACGUCGCCUUUUGGCUACGCAUCAACCAUCUGAAGUUGCGGAAAUGCUUUCGAAUAAGAUGAACUAUGCGAUUACACCCAGAGCGUUGUAUAACAUCCGGCGAGAAUCGCGGCGCGACCCAAGAUAUGUAGAUGUGAAGCUGGAAGGGCCUGGAAUGGACGACUUAGAUUACAUCCCUGAUUGGAUUCAUGCCGAUAUUGUUAAUGCGAAGAAGCAAGGAGAGUUGGCCACACAAGGAGAAGGAAUAGUAGAUGGAGGAACGAUCGACGUUUCACAUACGGAGGAGGUGGAACAAGGUGUUGGAUCUCCAAGAAAGUUGCAGCCGACAAGGCCUUUCCCUCCACUACCUGGUGGACAUUCGCUUCGAGAAGAUGCCGUUUGGAGAUACGCUAGGGAAGCUUUUGGUGCCAGCAACAAUGAUGCAGUUUUUGACGCUCUCUGGAGAAUGCUGCUGGAAAAAAACGAAACAAGAUUAUUACAGAAUAUCAAAUCUGACUUUGGCAUUGAAAUUAUCGCUGAUCAUCAUCCGCUGAUGGUUGAAGGAGAACCAAUGGAAGCCAUGGUUGUGACGGAAGAAGGUCUUGUGCCGGCAGAAAUCGUCGACGAAGGCCUGAUUCCUGAAGGAGCAACUAUAGAAAAUGUGGAAAUUGUGGAGGAAAGUGUGGUGAUGGAAGAGGUGCCGCCGCAUUCAUCAGAAACUAUUGAUGAAGAACAUAUAGAGACACAGGAUGGUGUGGAAAAGCAUGCUCCGGAUGACAUUCAUGUCGUAGAAGAAGUCGAAAUUCAGUCGGUGGAGACAGUGGACACACAUCGCAUCUAUUACUUCCUGCCUAUUGCGUAUUGGCACGAGUUCCACCAAAAAACAAUUCAGCUGAAGGCCGAUGCAUCCACAUGUUUCGUCGAAUUCAGUCAGCAUUCGUUUCGCUUGACUGAGGUGUUAUCAGAACGAUGUCAUCGGCAAAGCGCAAAUGGUCAGAUUGUAUCACCCUGUCGGACCCUCUUCUUGGAUCUUGGUUCCCUGCGGCUCGUGCUGCUUCACGCCGGCGUAUCAGCUCAAGAGUUUCAAGAGGCGUCUCUUGGUGGUUUUGAAACUCUCAGCAUUCUUCGUGCAGUCGUGAAGGUGUUCAGCGAGCCGGUUAUAUUCCUCAUCGAUGUUGUCAUUGCGGAACCUUCCCAAAAGCCGGCUAGCGUAGCGAAGAGAUCCUAG
Molecule: messenger RNA, 4707 nt
Organism: Necator americanus (New World hookworm)
Lineage: Eukaryota; Metazoa; Nematoda; Chromadorea; Rhabditida; Ancylostomatidae
Exons: 34
Coding region: 1-4707 (1568 amino acids)
Source: RefSeq, a predicted model, not a curated record